This is a messenger RNA of Cygnus olor (mute swan), 6896 nucleotides long. It is a transcript of the gene SGPP1, whose product is annotated as sphingosine-1-phosphate phosphatase 1. The record is from RefSeq and is a predicted model, not a curated record. Bases 71 to 1294 code for a protein of 407 amino acids. Gene Ontology annotation, biological process: phospholipid dephosphorylation; sphingosine metabolic process. NCBI's taxonomy places the organism in Eukaryota, Metazoa, Chordata, Aves, Anseriformes, Anatidae. Gene Ontology annotation, cellular component: endoplasmic reticulum membrane. The transcript is spliced from 3 exons. Gene Ontology annotation, molecular function: sphingosine-1-phosphate phosphatase activity.
GGGCGGGGAGCCUGAGGGCGGAGGCGGGCUCCCGGUGCAGCGCCUCGCCUCGCCCCGCGCGGUGCCGGCCAUGGCUGCGUGCCGCCGCCUGGCCGCGGGGCUGCGGGACCCGCAGAAGGUGGCCGCCUUCCAGCGGCUGUGCGGCGUGGAGGGGCCCUGCGGCUGGCCCGACGCGGAGCAGCGAGCCGGGGGCCGGGGGCCGGUGGCUAACGGCGGCCCCGCGGGCGGCGGGCGACGGGAGACGGCGGGGGACGGCGGCCCCCAGGGGUGGCGGCGGCGGCCGCGGCGCAACUCCCUGUCAGAGGAGGAGGAGGAGGGCUGCCAGGAGUUCUCGACCCGCAGCCGCCUCCUGUACUACCUGUUCAGCCUGGGCACGGAGCUGGGCAACGAGCUCUUCUACAUCCUCUUCUUCCCCUUCUGCAUCUGGAACGUGGACGCCUGGCUGGGCCGGCGGCUGGUCAUCGUCUGGGUGUGGGUGAUGUACGUGGGGCAGUGCACCAAGGACGUGGUCCGCUGGCCGCGGCCCGCCUCGCCGCCCGUGGUGAAGCUGGAGGUGUUCUACAGCUCCGAGUACAGCAUGCCCUCCACGCACGCCAUGUCGGGCACCGCCAUCCCCCUGGCGCUGCUGCUGCUCAGCUACGGCCGCUGGCAGUACCCCCUUAUAUUUGGACUGAUCCUUGCAUUCUGCUGGUGUUUAUUGGUUUGCUGUAGUCGAAUUUAUAUGGGAAUGCAUUCAAUUUUGGAUGUUAUUGCUGGAUUUCUGUAUGCUAUUCUCAUCCUGAUUGUCUUCCAUCCAGUUGUGGACCUGAUCGAUAACUUCAAUUUAACUUACAAGUAUGCACCUUUAAUUAUCAUCAGUCUCCACUUAGCCCUGGGCAUCUUCUCUUUUACUCUGGAUACCUGGAGCACAUCGCGAGGAGACACGGCUCAGAUACUGGGCUGUGGUGCCGGAGUAGCCUGUGGCUCUCACGUGAACUACCUGAUGGGCAUAGACCUAGAUCCUCCUCCCAACACGCUUCCUUUAUCUCUUUCCUCUCUCACUGUGACUGUGUUUGGAAAAGCCAUACUGCGGUUGCUGAUUGGAGUAAUAAUCCUGCUACUAACAAAAGUAGCGAUGAAAAAAGCUACUAUUCCCCUGGCGUGUAAAAUAUUUCGCAUACCGCUCGAUGAUGUGCGGAAAGCAAGACAGCGCAUGGAAGUCGAGCUUCCCUAUCGCUAUAUUACGUAUGGAAUGGUUGGCUUCUCCCUUGUGUUCGUUGUUCCUUGCCUCUUCAGUUUUAUGGGUCUUUCUUGAUGCAGAUUGAUCACUUGAAAAACGAAGAAGAGAGCUAGUUGCUGUCUGAAGAGGUGCACUAGUUUGCUAAGGGAAGGCCAGUGAGCUUGGCUUUUGGCAGUCUUCACUUUAACAGCAAUACCUAGCAGGCAAAGCAUUUAAAGGACAUCGCACGUCUCUGGUGUAGUAUGGGGCUAGGGGUCAAGUACAGUUCCUGAGAAGUGCUGAACUCUGUAAAUGCUAUGUCUGGCCUUAUUGCUGUAACAAAGUCUGCGUGUUUGUGUGCGGGAUGCGGUGAAUGUACCUGGGAUGUCUGUCAUACUGUACCUGUAUACACUGAUGUUUCAACAGGUACGUCUGACAGCUAAGCAGAAAGCUCCACUCAUGAUUUGUUUGCCAUUUCAUAGGAACUUAUUCAAGUUGUUGGACCAUACACUGCCAAAUUUGUUUCCCUUAAUUAUCACCUGAAGUCCUGCCUCAUGAUAUUUCAGCUAAUUGGCAUUUUAGUGGACCAAACUUGUAAUGAGGUUAAAUUUCAAAAAAAAAGAAAAAACAACAAAAAAAAACAGAAGCUUUUUUCUUUAGCCUCCCAUGCAGAGUACACUGUCUGGAUUGGCAUUAGUGAUAGAGAAUGUAUGAUUCAGGUACUGUAUCUUAUGGGUUAAUGACUGUGCCUUUCUGUUGUUAAAUUAAGAAAUGCCAUAUAUACUGUGAUGUAAAAAGACUAACUUUGUUUAAAACCAUACGUAAUUAGGCAGAUACUUUUAAAUGUUAAAUUGUCCAUGUUGCUGGAAUGGUUCAGGUUAACCAGAACGUUCACAGUUCAGCCUGUCUGAAAUCGCAUAAAUGAAAUGGCCCAAGAAUUGUGCUCUUGAGCUCAAGAGGUUGUAAAUGGACAAUAACCUAUUUGUAGGUAUUUUUAAUGUGUAUUGUAAGUUCCUGGAAGAGGAUAUAUUUUUCUGGAGAUUGUUUUUACAAUGGAGAGAUGUUCAAAAUUAAUUAUCUAAAAAUAUAAACAAAAAAAUACCCCCAUUCUAUUAAGAAGUGGACCUUGCAUAUGAUUCCAAACUGAUUGAGAAGGACCAUUGUUUUUAGAAUGUGCUUAGAAAAUCUUUAUCCUUGGAAAAAAUAUGCAUUUUUAUUCAUUAACAUACUGUAUUAAAGGUGGUAAUCACUUUUACCCAACUUAGCUGUAAGAUAAUAUAAUGAUCAAAUUAAAUUUUUAAGCAUUCUGAUAGGUAGAUAUGAGUACUCAGAAGACACUAUGGUCGAUGCAUAAAUGGCUUCUGCAUAUAUAGAUUUUGAGUUGUUAUGCACUUUUCAGCUUUUCAUGAUCCUUUUUUCCAGUGAUGAGUAUAGUAUAUGAUGUUUGAACUGUAAUUUCACAUGCUUUUUUCAUUUUGUCUCUUAUACUGUUACCUAAUAUGUUAACAGGAACUGUUGUGUUACAUCAAGAGGUAUCUAACUGUUUGGCCAGACAGUAAUUACUGUUGUUUUUGUAUCAGUGCAUUUUCUUUUUUUUCCCAGAAAAAAAACAAUUUGGAUAGGAAGUAUAGGGAAUAAUAUAGUUAGAAUACAAAGCUUACAUUUUCUUACAAAUUAUUUGGAAUCAAAAGUCUUUUUCUGUUGGAAUUAUGAGCUCCAAAUUAUUAAUUUGUAAAUUAAAACCUUCCCAUUCCUGUCUUUUCUCAAAGCAAAGUUAUUGUACACUCCUAUUAGAUGUGAAAAUCUGACUUCCUGAUGUGCAUUCAGAAUUCACUGCUAUGAAUGUAUUCAAAAGAACUGAAGUGUGUUAAACAACUUUUAUAGUUGAAAAGAUUUUACCUUAUAGGAGAAAAUCAAAAACAGAAAUAUGCACUGAAACAAGCUAGCUAUUUUCUGUCUGUUCCUUUAUUGCAGUUUUAUGCUGAAUGUGUAGUAAAAGAUAAAUUCGUUUCCAGGUUUUUGAGAGAGGGAUUUCCACUGGUUUGGCUUUGUGCACUAAGGUAGUUGUUGUAUAAAUAGCUGGGAGGAAUGUACACAAAAUGUCUUAUGUUUAAAGCCCUGAGCAAGUGUUUGUAGUUCCAAAUUACAUUAGUCUGAAGUCUGAUAAAAGCGAUGGGAUGAUUUUCUCUGAAAUUUAGGGCAUAGUAAAUAUCUUAGUUUUACAUUUUAUAGUGAAGAAUGUUUAAAUUGUAGCACAGAAAGGAUGGGUCAACAAAUCUCAUUUUUUUAAGGUACGUAUUUGAUUUCUAGGAACUUCAGGUUUACAGAAUUAGUGUGUUCUUAAAUGUCUUCUCUAGCUGCGCUUGCUCUGUUGUACUAUUAAUGGAAAAGAAAACCUAUUGUGGAAAAUGUAGAAUGGGUGGGGAAAAAAUAGGUAGGGCUUUCACUGGGUUAAGGAAAAUUGCACUGUAGCUUGUUCUACUGUUACUCAAAUAUAUAAUAUUUUAUAUUUUUAUACAUUACGUUGGGUAACUUCAAAAUGUCACGCGUUGUGUACCACAUUGUUUAGUCUGCAGGAAAUACAUAUCAGAAUGUUGGUUUAUCCAGCACCUUUACAACCCUAUUUGUAAGACUGCAACUACUUCGCUGUAGUUUACGUGAAUAACUUUUACUAUUCUAUUUUCAUGUUUUAUAAAGGACUUGGCUCAAGAGGGCAGUUUAGCACAAAAUAUCGUGCAAUGUAAAUUACUGUUACAGAGUAAAGAAUUGUAAAACUACAAAAAUUAAAAAAAGAGAUAUAUUUAUUUUAAUAAAUGUUUGGUUAAUAAGAUUUCUCCAAAUCAGUCAUAACAAAACAGGUAAAACUAGAGCACUUUUUCCCUAAGCUAUUGCUAGAGUUGGACAUGAAAAAAUGUUUCCAGUGUGAGCAUCAGCUGCUGCCAAAUUAUUUAUAACUAAAUUUAACAUAGCUUUAAAAAUGUAGUUAAAUGUCUUUUCAGAAGGAUAACACACUUGAAACCUCUCGUGAAGUGGUGCAAAAACAUUAUUCAUGUCACAGUGAACUUUAUUAAUUGCAAUUCAUAGAGUCCUGAAGGUAGAAAUACCAUAUUAUUGAAGCAGAUAGGGAUACACACUUAUUACAAAAAGAUAUGAGAUAAAUUUGUUUUAUGUAAUUACUGUGUGAAAUACAAAACUGAAACUAACAUUAGCAUAGAAUGUAAUUUGGCAAUAAGUUCUGUUUUCCAAGAGGCUGAAGAGACAGGAAUUUAGUCUUAGACUGCCUUAAGCCAUGAGAGAAGCUUUUUUCCUGACCUGGCCCUCAAAUAGACUAACAUAGGCAUUGCAUCUUGGGUUAAGUUCUGCAGCCUAGUCUUACGAAAAAAGUUUCGUGUUUACAAUAAAACUCUUGCUUUUGCUUCCCGUUCUGUGAACUGGGGUUGAAGCAUCUUUCUUUCAUGUCAUCACCCGUGAAGCCCUUCAGCCUCUGAUCACAUUUGCCUUAUUACUUAUCUUGCAAAUUUAAAAAAGAAAAUCAAGGUAAUUUGGCAAACCAAAGGGAGAUUUUUUUUUUUUUAAGAAACUUACUUAGAAACUUUUUUCUUAAGCUCACAUACAGCUUUUCUCGGGGUGAGGGGACAGACACCAACUAAAAAGAUGCAUUUCUUUAAAAAUGGUAUCUUUAAAUGCGAUGUGUAGUUUUGUUUUCUACUAGAACAGUGUUAGAUUGUCUGGAUUUUAAAAGCUGGCAUAUUUUCCUUUGCUACUCGAUUUUUACUAUGCUUUCACUGUGUUCUUUACACAUUUCUUGCUUAUUUCCUGGGGAGUGUCCUGAGCUGCUUGUAAGCAAUUGCUACUUAUGUGAAGAUUGUUGGUUUGAACUUGUAAAUACUUAAGGGCUGUUAGUGGCUGUUAGCUGCUCAAAUACAUAAAACAAACCUUGCAUGCUGUAAGUAAAUACAUCUGCUGUGUUAAAAGUUGUUUCUAUUUCAGCGUUUGCUUUCUCAGUACAAAAGAAGGGAGAUUGACAUGCAAUAUAUAAAAUAUUUAAUACUUCAAGUGUAUGAGGGGGGCAUUGUUGUCUAACCCCCACUAACUUUGCUGGGAGUUCUGCACCUAGUUCUUCAUUUCAUUGAGAGUGAACCCUGAAGGUCGUGUCCACAGUCUGAUGUGCAUCCAUGAAACACUGUGCAUUAAGUGACUUACUUUGUAAGGGACUGUUCUUUUUAAAAUCACUUAGCCCAGUUUAUACAGGACUUUUAAAGGGCUUACCUUGGAAGAUGUUUCUUAGUCGCUGGAACUGCUUGUACAUUUGCAGCAAUUGAUAGAUACUUUUUCCUCUGUACCAUAGUGGUGCUGAAUAACAAGAUCACUGAAUGCUAGUAGAUGAAAUGUUGGCAGGAGAGUUAAUUCUUGGGGGAUUAAUUUUCUGUAAUUGUUUGCGCUGUUUUCCUUAGAUGUAGAAUGUUUCUGGGUUAUACAAUUUACUGCUAUAUUCUACAAAUGACUUUGAGGAAACUUUGACUUUUUAUGUGGGAGGAAUUCUCAUUGAAUGACUUCAUGCCAGGACUUUAUUCUAGUGUAAAGCUUAAGUGGUAUUUUUGUUUCUGCAAAAAAUAUACAAGCCUAUUUAAAAUUUACUGUAAAUACUGUCUUUGUCAAAUGGAUUAGUUGGGUCACUAAGUUGUUUUCUUUCUGUAAUACUUUGUGAAACAAGGGCAAACAAAACUUAAUUUGGAAACAAAGAAAGGCAUCAUGGUAGAGAGGAUAUUGCUUUUUAGGUGUUCUCUAAUUCUAACUGCAUGCUGGAGUUGAAUCGAAUUUUCUAUGCAUUACAAAAUGUGUUUUGUGCUUAGUUCUGCACCUGAAAUAAUUUGCAUAUUAGUAAGUGUCCAUUUAACAGAAUGAAGGGGUACAGAGGAGAAUACAACUACCUUAAAGUGAUUGGUAAGUGUAAAUAAUAUGCCCUAUCAGUCUAGACUAAACUUUGUGACUAAAUUAGUCACUGAGCUUUUUCUGACAAAUUUAUUUUGUUUGGAAGUCAAGGCUGAUAUGCCAGAAAUGAAAAUGAGUUUUAAGACAGACAUUUAAAAUACCGUACCUGAAAAGGAGAAUUCAGUAACAGGUAGCUUUAAAAGUAAGAGCAAAGACUGAGGGGGAUUUUGUAUUAAACUUAAUGCACUUAAAAUUAUGCCAAAAUUUGGCCUAUACUUGAUUUAUAUGAAAUCUGUAAUACAGUAUAGAUACACAUAUAUAUAAAAUAGUGCAUACUGCUGUUUAGUUUUUUUAAAAAAUAUAUGCAUAUAUUUUUCUUGUUACUGCAUUCCCUGUUAAAAGCAAAUAUCCAUAAAAUAUAAAAAAGCUUUGUAUUAGGUACGGCUAUAUGUUGAUAGUAUUUUGGGAAAUAGUGCAGUUGUAACCCCCCAGUCUCUCAACCUCUUGGAGAACUUUUAUUCUAAACAAAACAAAAAAAUGCUUUCAAGUGCAAGCCCUGAUUUUGGUUGAGGAUCAUAUAGUGGUUGCUGUAUAAUAAGAUACAACUGAUGUGUAAAAGUUAAUACAUUAGAAUGUUUUUGUUAUUGUUGAUGACUUUUGUAUUUGUAUACUUUCUGCGGUUGUCAACUAAUAUUUAAACUUGUAUUUACUAGUAAGUGAAGUAUCUAACUUCAUCUGCAAUGAGCGUAAUAAACUACUGUUGGAU